AUGGGUUUAAGUGCAUUGCAAUAAAAUGGUAUUUUGAUACUCAUAAUUAGCCAGUACAAGCCUCUUCAAACUGGAUCACAACGUUUUUUGACACACCUUAGUAAUGAUGUAUUUUGCAUGUGAGAAGUAAGAUGCAUUUUGAGCGACCAGAGGAUAGAGUAUUUUGGGCUGAAAUGUGUCCUUCCCCAGAUUAUAACUCCAAGUACCUCCAACUGUGCCUGCAUUGCAGAGAGGUAAUUAAGGUAAAAUGAGUCAUAUGGGUGAACUCUAAUCCAAUAUGACUAGUGUCCUUACAAGAGAGUCAGACAUAGACACAGAGCGAAGAUCAGGUGAAGAUAGUGAUAAGGCUGCCAUCACUAAAAGCCAAGUAGAAAGGCCUUGGAAUAAAUCAAACCUGUCAAUACUUUGAUCUUGGACUUGGGGCUCUGAAAUUGUGAGAAAAUGAAUUUCUUUUGGUUAAACCACUCAGUGUGGUAUUUUCUUAUGGCCUCCAUAGCAGCCUAAUACACUUAGUUCUAUAAAACUUUUUGAGAUGUUUUAGAUACGAUGUCUUUAAAUUUUGGUUCCAUAAAGCUUUUUGAGACAUUUUAGGUAACAUGCUUUUACAUUUUGGUGUAUGAAUUAAUUCUAUACUAUUGAAGUGUCUCUGUUUUCUCAAAAACUAGUAUAAUCUUUUUUUUUGUAAAUUCCUUCUUAGUGAUGGGAAGUAAAAUUCUUUUUUUUUUCUGCUUCAUCUUCUUUUGGAAAAAGAUAUAAAGACCUUGUACUGUGUCUUGCUUAUGCAAUUGUAGCUACUUUACACAAUUGUAGCUACUUUAUUAAAACCUCGAUCUUUGUGAGCUGGUUAGUUACUUUCAAAGCUGAGACACAUUAGCAACUGUGAACAACAGGUACAUUUUAUCAGUAACAAAAGUUUUAUUUGCUUUGCAGCCAGUUAUUUUGCACUCACAAUAUACUUUUGAAAUAUUAUCUCAUCAUUGUCCCUAUAUAAAUUUUCUCUCUGUUGUGUUUCUUUGAGAAGGUAAAGAGAUGUAAAUAUAGUUGACUUCAUCUGUAGUCAUUUAUAAUCUUUCUUGGACUGUAAUAAAGACUUUUCUUAUAUGACAACUAAAAUUAGACCAUCAUUUCCUUGUCUCUUACCAAAAGUUAACAUUAUGAAUGAAAAGUAAUGUCAAAAGCUGUUUAGUUUAUCUGAACUACCUCUGAUCUUUUAGAUUAGGAAACAUCUUUUUUCCUUUAUAUUCCUUAGCUGUUCUUUCUGAAGUGCUUUAUAUAUUGGUAAUUUUUUAUAAUAAUACUAGGAUUUUUGAUAAGCAUGUAAGUAUUAAUAAUGUUUAGUUUUUUGUGUUCUGACCAUGUUGCUUACAGUUGACAUGAGACCUCAUUCUUGACAUACCAUAACAUUAAAUGAAGGCCUUUGGAAAAUAUUUGAUUUACAGCUGUAAUCCCAGUGCUUUGGGAGGCAAUGGCUGUUACACUGAACUGGAGAGUUCAAGGCUGAGUGAGCUACGAAGGUGCCACUGCACUCCAGCCUGCGUGGCAGAGCCAGGUACCAUCUCUAAAAACUUGAACGUUAUCAGUAUUUUGAAAUUAUGUUAAUUACGUAUGAAAUUAGGCUAGUUUUUUUACUGAAAAACAUAAUGUAAAAAUACUUUUCUUUCCACAAAAUACAUUGUCUUAACUUGAUGAAAAUUUCUCAAACAAGAGUUAUUUUAUUUAUUGAAAUACAGGAUCUUGCUCUGUCAUAAAGGCUGGAGUGUGGUAUCACAAUCAUAGCCCAAAACAAAUGGGCUUAAGCCUCCCCAUAGCUGGGACUACAGGCGUGUUCCACCACACCCAGCACUUUUCAAUUUUUUUGUACAGAUGGAUCGCCCUGUUUUCCAGGCUUGUCUCCAACUGUCAGUUGAGCACAAGCUGAUUUUAUCUCAGCCUUCCAAAGUGUUUUGGAAUUACAGGGAUAAGCCGCCUCUCAUUUAUCAUUUUUGAAACAAAAGGUAACGACUUGAGAAAACAAGGUCAAACCAAUGGUUUGAAAAGAGAAUUGCUAUCCAGCACUUAUCUCAUUAUAUCAACUAUGUACCAUUGGUUUUCCUUUCGUAAAGCAUUUUAUGAUUUUUAGGUGUCUCAGUUAAGGACAAGAUGAUUUCUGAGUUUUAAAAAUAGGUAUGCUAGAAAACUGAAAUACCUGGCCUCUAUAUUUAGAGAUUACCGGCUCCGGCCCGCAGGCUGCAGUGCAGUGGCUUGAUCACAGCUGUCCGCCUGUAUCUGCUGGCCUCAAGCGAUACUCCAGCCUUGGCCUCCCAAAGCGCUCAGAGGUGAGCGACCGCGAUAGGCAUGUUUAACUUUUUAGUAGCAACUUUUAAACACAGUUUGGGUACCUAGUUUAAUGGGAAAUUAGAGUGCAUAAAAACGUAAAGUAAUGAAAACUCACAAUACACGUUUUUGGAGUUCAUCAGUACUAUCUGUUUAAUCAAAUGCAUUUUCCUCUCAGUCUCUAAAGCCUUUUUAAACUUUAAGAGGAUAAAUAAUUUUGUAAGAAGACAAUCCCAAAACCAAUUGUUAGUUUACAUUUAUUAAAGGAUGUGCAUAAUUCAUUGUUCAUGAGACAAUUACACAAAACUGACAUUUCAAGGAUGCCAAAAGAUGAAACACUGCCAUAAAGAACAUAUACUAGACAUUACAAAUCUUGGUCAAAAUACCUACGUUAACGCAAAAAAAAAAUCAAUUGGCUCAGUAACUGAUCUAGGAUAAUCCUCCCCUCCUCUUGCCUGUACACUGUGGCAAGUCCAUUUAUUUUUUUUUUUAAAGCCACCAAAGGAGACAGUGGGGAAUGCUAUCUCUCUGUAUCUGCUUUCCUCCUCAACCCUAGGAAUAAAGUAAACACGUUUACUGCGGGCGGGGGUCUAAGGGCCUGCAACAAUGAGAUCUGUCGCCUUGGCUAGGACUGGCGCCAAGAGGCGAUAGGUCUCGGGAGAGCCUGGCGCAGGGUGUGGGAGAUUAGGAAUCGGAGGUCCACCGGAGAUGGCACGGGGUGGCCUGGCCCGGUGCAGGGCCGCUUGCCUGCACGCAACCAACUAAGGCGGUGGUGCGCGAGUAGUGGUGACGGCGGGCGCGCGGGAAAAGGAACAUUGUGACGGAAACUCCAGCUGCCGGAGACCCCACCGCAGUGAGGUCACUGGACUCCCCGGACUCGGGACGUGACCGGCGCCGACCCGGGGCGCCGAGAGGCCCACCGGGCGGAGGGGGCCCAACUACCAUUCCGCAUUUUCCUGGGUCUCUCUCCCGGGCGGUGACGUGACGUGCUGACGGCGGGCCCGUGCCGGGGAGCUGGGCCGCUUUUUGUCAGCUCCGAACUCGGCCCCUCCUCCCUCCCUCCGCCCGCCCUACCAGCCGGAGCCCGGCCCAGUGCUCCAGAGAAAGGCCGGCCUGCAGCACCCGCCGCUGUUGCCGACCGCCCGCACAUCCGUCGGGAGCUGUGACUAAUGAGAAUUAAAGGCCAUGGAUGAAGAUGAAUUUGAAUUGCAGCCACAAGAGCCAAACUCAUUUUUUGAUGGAAUAGGAGCUGAUGCUACACACAUGGAUGGUGAUCAGAUUGUUGUGGAAAUACAAGAAGCAGUUUUUGUUUCUAAUAUUGUGGAUUCAGACAUAACUGUGCAUAACUUUGUUCCUGAUGACCCAGACUCAGUUGUAAUCCAAGAUGUUAUUGAAGAUGUUGUCAUAGAGGAGGAUGUUCAGUGCUCAGAUAUCUUAGAAGAGGCAGAUGUAUCUGAAAAUGUCAUCAUUCCUGAGCAAGUGCUGGAGUCAGAUGUAACUGAAGAAGUUUCUUUACCACACUGCACAGUCCCAGAUGAUGUUUUAGCUUCUGACAUCACUUCAACCUCAACGUCAAUGCCAGAACAUGUUUUAACGAGUGAAUCCAUGCAUGUGUGUGACAUUGGACAUGUUGAACAUAUGGUGCAUGAUAGUGUAGUGGAAGCAGAAAUCAUUACUGAUCCUCUGACGAGUGACAUAGUUUCAGAAGAAGUAUUGGUAGCAGACUGUGCCCCUGAAGCAAUCAUAGAUGCCAGCGGGAUCUCAGUGGACCAGCAAGAUAAUGACAAAGCCAGCUGUGAGGACUACCUAAUGAUUUCGUUGGAUGAUGCUGGCAAAAUAGAACAUGAUGGUUCCACUGGAGUGACCAUCGAUGCAGAAUCAGAAAUGGAUCCUUGUAAAGUGGAUAGUACUUGUCCUGAAGUCAUCAAGGUAUACAUUUUUAAAGCUGACCCUGGAGAAGAUGACUUAGGUGGAACUGUAGACAUUGUGGAGAGUGAACCUGAAAAUGAUCAUGGAGUUGAACUACUUGAUCAGAACAGCAGUAUUCGUGUUCCCAGGGAAAAGAUGGUUUAUAUGACUGUCAAUGACUCUCAACAAGAAGAUGAAGAUUUAAAUGUUGCUGAAAUUGCUGAUGAAGUUUAUAUGGAAGUGAUCGUAGGAGAGGAGGAUGCUGCUGUUGCAGCAGCAGCAGCUGCUGUGCAUGAGCAGCAAAUUGAUGAGGAUGAAAUGAAAACCUUCGUACCAAUUGCAUGGGCAGCAGCUUAUGGUAAUAAUUCUGAUGGAAUUGAAAACCGGAAUGGCACUGCAAGUGCCCUCUUGCACAUAGAUGAGUCUGCUGGCCUUGGCAGACUGGCUAAACAGAAACCAAAGAAAAAGAGAAGACCUGAUUCCAGGCAGUACCAAACAGCAAUAAUUAUUGGCCCUGAUGGUCAUCCUUUGACUGUCUAUCCUUGCAUGAUUUGUGGGAAGAAGUUUAAGUCGAGGGGUUUUUUGAAAAGACACAUGAAAAACCAUCCUGAACACCUUGCCAAGAAGAAGUACCACUGUACUGACUGUGAUUACACUACCAAUAAGAAAAUAAGUUUACAUAACCACCUGGAGAGCCACAAGCUGACCAGCAAGGCAGAGAAGGCCAUUGAAUGUGAUGAGUGUGGGAAGCAUUUUUCUCAUGCAGGGGCUUUGUUUACUCACAAAAUGGUGCACAAGGAAAAAGGGGCCAACAAAAUGCACAAGUGUAAAUUCUGUGAAUAUGAGACAGCUGAACAGGGGUUAUUGAAUCGCCACCUCUUGGCAGUCCACAGCAAGAACUUUCCUCAUAUUUGUGUGGAGUGUGGUAAAGGUUUCCGACACCCGUCGGAACUCAAAAAGCACAUGCGAAUCCAUACCGGCGAGAAGCCAUACCAAUGCCAGUACUGUGAAUAUAGGUCUGCAGACUCUUCUAACUUGAAAACACAUAUAAAAACAAAGCAUAGUAAAGAGAUGCCAUUCAAGUGUGACAUUUGUCUUCUGACUUUCUCAGAUACCAAAGAAGUGCAGCAACAUACUCUUGUCCACCAAGAAAGCAAAACACAUCAGUGUUUGCAUUGCGACCACAAGAGUUCAAACUCAAGUGAUUUGAAACGACAUGUAAUUUCAGUUCAUACGAAAGACUAUCCUCAUAAGUGUGAGAUGUGUGAGAAAGGCUUUCACAGGCCUUCAGAACUCAAGAAACAUGUGGCUGUCCACAAAGGUAAAAAAAUGCACCAAUGUAGACAUUGUGACUUUAAGAUUGCAGACCCAUUUGUUCUAAGUCGCCAUAUUCUCUCAGUUCACACAAAGGAUCUUCCAUUUAGAUGUAAGAGAUGUAGAAAGGGAUUUAGGCAACAAAAUGAGCUUAAAAAGCAUAUGAAGACACACAGUGGCAGGAAAGUAUAUCAGUGUGAGUACUGUGAGUAUAGCACUACAGAUGCCUCAGGCUUUAAACGGCACGUUAUUUCCAUUCAUACAAAAGACUAUCCUCAUCGGUGUGAGUACUGCAAGAAAGGCUUCCGAAGACCUUCAGAAAAGAACCAGCACAUAAUGAGACACCAUAAAGAAGUUGGUCUGCCCUAACAGUGUGUCUACAAGCUUGUAAAGAUGUUGGCCUUGAAGCAGAAAAUUCAUUUUUUAAAGCCAGUCUUGUUCACAUCCAUUACUAUACAUUGAAUUAUGCUGUGUAAAAAUAGAAUUAUUGCUUCUAGUCCACUUUUCUUUACAUUUUAUUCAAUAUGCUGUCCUGAAUCCUAUUCAGUUUCUUUAAUAGAUGAGGAAAAAUAGCAACAAGCAAGUUGCUUAUAAUAAAAUAAUUUGUGAUUCUAUACUGAAUUUUCAGUCAUAAAAGCUUUACUAUUUAUUUACAUAUUUAUUCAUGUUGAUGGUACUCUUCUAAGACAAAAUCAGAUUGAUAACUAUGAAAGUAACAUUUUUGACCCAUUUCUUCCUACACAAAUGUUUCACAUUGGAGACAUCUGCUAAUACAAAUGGGAGGUUUUACUGUCAAGUCCAAUUAGCAAAACGUGGUAAUAAUUUUUUUGUCAACAUUUUCAGAUUACAUGAUAAAAUUUUACAUUUGAGCUUCUAGCAUUGAUUAAUAUAGGAUAUUGACCACGUUUAUGUUUAAAUUUCAUUUUGUUCAGCAGACAAAAUGUACUUCCCUUAACUUUCAUUAAUAGUGUUUACAUUUUUUGUCAGCACAGCAAACUUCUAGAAAGUAUUAUUGAAAAGUUUUACUUAUUUUUAUCUUCUGUUUUCUCUUUGUACUGCUUUGUCUUGCAUUGUGUUCCAACACAUGAGACUUACUGCACACUGAAUUUUGGAGUCUUUUAGAGGUAAAUUGUGGACUCAGGAUUUUUUGAAACUUGGUGUGUAACUCUAAAUCUUGUAUAUGCAUCUUUGUUGCUUAUUACAUAUUUACACACACAACCACAAAUUUUAAACUUAUGAUGAAAAUUUACAGUAACCUGAAAGAUCCAGGGAUGUAUGAGAGGAUUUUGUAACUUGUUAUUCAGUUACUAAAUUUGAGGUGAAUAAUUAAAAAGAAAGGACAUUAGGAGAGUGAAAAUCUUCUCUUGAAAUAAUCUUUGAUAGAUAAAAAUGGAAGGUAAGAUGUUUCUAGAUAGAAUGUUUUCAUACAAUUUCAGCUUCAUAUCAUAAAUUUUUCUGGAAAGCUAUUUCAGACAUAGAUUUCUUAGUAUUUUUCUGAGAAUCCUGUGAAGGAACUCUGUCUCUUUGCAAAGUAAGGAGGACUAAGGGAAAAUGAUGGUACCAUGUAACAGAAUGAGAGCUAAUUCCAAAUUAGCAACUUCAUCCUGCUUUCUAUUUUACAUUGAGUAAAGUUUUAAAAAGACAACAGUCAAGUUGAUUUUGAUUAGAAGAUAAAAGUACAUAAUGAAAAUCCAUGGCCUUAUUUGGAAUAUAUAUCACUUUCCAAAUUUUAUUGUUUAUUUGAGAGUUAAUAAGUUAAUGUUAUUAAGCAGUUAAUAAUUUAUAUGUAUGGAUAUAAUAUAAAAUGAAUUCAUAUAAUUAAAAAGAAUUUGGUUAAUAAGAAUUUGGAGAAUGGAAAAUACAUUUUUAGGUUCCUUAAUUUGGCUGUUGGUACCUGUGUAUUUGGAAUAUUUUAGGGGAUUCGAAUUUUUUUUAACCCACAUUACAGCUACCUUCUAGCUUUAGUAUGGUGGUGCUUCAUUCAACUUUUGCUGUCAGGUUUUUAUUUUCACCCUUUUCUGUGCCACCAAUUCAAAAGUUACAGGAUUAGGAAAUAUAAAUUUAUAUUUGGUGAUUGGCAGCCUCUGAAAUGUUAGAUUAAUUUGAUCUAGUUCUAAAGUGCUUUAGUCAUAUAUGAAUUUAAACCUAGUACCAACCAAAACCAUGUAAUGGAUUUUAAGAACCUGUUAGGCCUUCUUAGCCCUUAUACAUGUCCCUACCUGAUUUUUACUGUCCUUCAUGAUCCUGUUCUUGAAAACUUCAGUUUGUAUUUGAAAAUCCUUUAAAUCUCCUUCCAAUUUGUUUUCUCCCUGAAGUAAUAUAAAAGGAAGUAUUUAAGUGAAAGUGUAAGAGUUUUAAAACAUUUUUUAAAAUUAAUACAGAUAGUUAGCUAUUUAUCUUUUAAAAAUAAACUAAAAGGUAAAAAACGUUAACACUUUACAUAUUUCAUAUUUUUCAUAUAGUCUGGAGUUAUACACAGUUGUUUUGUUUUUAACCACGGUAUUGAAACCUUUAAAAGGUAAUUAAGCAUUUGGUCAAGUAAAUAUAGAACAUUUGUAUAAAGAAAGAAAUGAAAUUGUGCUUAAUGUCAUAUACUGUUAUUAUUUGCAGGCUGGUUUUAAUUCUUAAUUUGAUUAGCAAAGCUAAAAAAGUGAAUGUUGAAGUUGAAAGUUUUAAAGAGGUCCAAAAUCUUACAAGGACAUAAAUUAUUAUUUGGUUGAAAAAUAGUCUAUUAGAUAUUGUAUGUCCCUUCCUCUGUACAAAUUGUAAAAUACUUAAAAUAACUAUGAAGAAUUCAUAUAGGAAGUGUGAUACUAUUGUAAAUGUGUAUUUGAGAAUAUGCAAAAAUGAAAAUAAUAUUUUACUGUUAAUAAAUGUUUACUUGUAUAUGA
Messenger RNA from Gorilla gorilla gorilla (western lowland gorilla), 8426 nucleotides. It is a transcript of the gene ZFY, whose product is annotated as zinc finger protein Y-linked. NCBI's taxonomy places the organism in Eukaryota, Metazoa, Chordata, Mammalia, Primates, Hominidae. The coding region runs from base 3499 to 5904 and encodes 801 amino acids. Gene Ontology annotation, cellular component: nucleus. Gene Ontology annotation, molecular function: RNA polymerase II transcription regulatory region sequence-specific DNA binding; metal ion binding; DNA-binding transcription factor activity, RNA polymerase II-specific. The record is from RefSeq and is a predicted model, not a curated record. The transcript is spliced from 8 exons. Gene Ontology annotation, biological process: regulation of transcription by RNA polymerase II.